GUGACGUCAGCUCCUUUUUCCUGCUACGAAGCUAGAUAAACAAACAAAAGCAAGACAUUAAAUUAAAUAUAUUUACGAAUCUGAGGUAAUUUUGAUUAAUUAUUAUGUAAAGAUAUGUCUACCAGGAACGCUGUGUUUUCGUGAAUCCUCUAUUAGUGAAGGCAAAUAAAGGUUAGCAUUGAUUUUAGCUGUCUGUCUGUAGUUAGCUUCGUUAGCUCGUGAUGUUUGUUUUACUUCUUGGACGAAACGACAUGAAGAAGAUGAAGAAGCAGUGUUAGCAUCUGCUGCUCAAGAUUGUGAGGUCGUUGGAAACUUGGCACCGGUUUUAACCCGAACUGCACCCCGUACAAUCUCGCCAUCAUGGCGUGGGCUCUGAAGCUUCCUCUCACGGACGAGGUGAUCGAGUCCGGGCUGGUGCAGGACUUCGAUGCGAGUCUGUCGGGCAUCGGGCAGGAGCUCGGGGCGGGGGCGUACAGCAUGAGCGAUGUCCUCGCCCUCCCCAUCUUCAAACGAGAGUCCAACCUUCCUCCGGACAACGAAAACAAGAUCCUCCCCUUUCAGUACGUUCUUUGUGCCGCUACCUCUCCAGCCGUCAAACUGCACGAUGAAACCCUCACCUACCUCAAUCAAGGGCAGUCCUAUGAAAUAAGGAUGCUUGACAAUCGGAAGAUUGGGGAACUUCCGGAAAUCACUGAUAAAAUGGUUAAGAGCAUCAUCCGAGUGGUUUUUCAUGACCGCCGGCUGCAGUACACGGAACAUCAGCAGCUGGAGGGCUGGCGCUGGAACCGACCCGGGGACCGCAUCCUGGACCUGGAUAUCCCCAUGUCUGUCGGCAUUAUCGACCCUCGGGCAAACCCCACUCAGCUCAACACUGUGGAGUUCCUCUGGGACCCCUCGAAAAGAACCUCGGUUUUCAUCCAGGUACACUGCAUAAGCACAGAAUUCACGAUGCGUAAACACGGAGGAGAGAAAGGUGUUCCUUUCCGGAUCCAGAUCGACACGUUUAAGGAGAACGAGAACGAAGAGUACACUGAACACCUGCACUCUGCGUCCUGCCAGGUCAAAGUCUUCAAGCCUAAAGGAGCCGACAGGAAGCAGAAGACAGACCGGGAGAAGAUGGAGAAGAGAGCGCCGCAGGAGAAAGAGAAAUACCAACCAUCGUAUGAAACCACCAUUCUGACAGAGUGCUGCCCCUGGCCUGAGGUGUCGUACGUCAGUAACUCUCCGUCUCCGGGCUUCAACAACAGCUUCCCCGUCGCAGAAGGAAAUGGAUCCCCGACCCACCAGCCCGAGCCCGUCGUGCAGGUCGCUGAUGUAAGUGCACCUCCGUGCUCGCUCGAGAAUCUGUUACCCACUGCCACGCCGCAGGAUGCUCAGCAAUGGCUUCUAAGAAACCGCUUCUCCCCCUUCUGUCGGCUCUUCACCAACUUCUCAGGAGCCGACCUGCUGAAGCUGACCAGAGAGGAUGUGAUUCAGAUCUGUGGACCGGCUGAUGGGAUCAGACUCUUCAACGCUCUGAAGGGACGGGUGGUGCGUCCCAGGCUGACGGUGUACGUCUGUCAGGAGUCUCAGCAGGCGCGUGAGCAGCAGCCCAAACACGAGAACGGAGACGCUGCUGCUAACACUUUCUUCGUUUAUCACGCCAUUUACCUGGAGGAGCUCACGUCCUCGGAGCUGACGGAGAAGAUCGCUCAGCUCUUCAACAUCUCGCCCCGACAGAUUAAUCAGAUCUUCAAACAGGGACCGACCGGCAUCCACGUUCUGGUCAGCGACGAGAUGAUUCAGAACUUCCAGGAUGAAGUUUGUUUUGUUCUGGACACCAUGAAAGACGACUCGAAUGACGGUUACCACAUCAUCCUGAAGUGAACGCCCGGCAGGAGUUCUUCAAUCCCGGUCCGAGCUUCGGAUUCCUCGACGCUCCUGGAAUAUAUCCUGUUUGCCAUCUCAUUGAGACCUGUACCGAACCCGGAAAUGUAAAGUACGGGUCCCCAGCACAUAGAAACUGCAGGAUGCUAACUCGCAUAUGUUGGGUAAUUAGCAUAUUUAGCACAAGUUGCGUUAAUUCGCAUAUGCAGACAGUAGUUUAAGAAGCUGAUUUCUGACAAUUUAGGAGGUUAUUGAGGGGGUUGAGUCCAUUUCAGCCCACCAGGACUACAAAUAUGGCCACUUUCUGGAUCAUAAAUGGCAGUUUUAACCAGGAAGUGGCCAUAUUUGUAGUCCUGGUGGGCUGAUCAUGACACAUUUUGGGUCUAUUUAAAGUUUAAAUGGACUCAAAAAAGCCUUUUUGAACCUUUUUAAAGGUCAGAAAUUGAUUCAGCAUUCUCCAUAUACCUCAAAAUCCUCACCCAAACUGCCCAAAACAGCCAACACAUUGUUUAGCUAUUGUCUGCAUAUGCUAAUUAAUGCUACUUUUGCAAAUUCACCAACAUAUGCAGGUUAGCAUUUAUCAGUUCCUAUGUGCUGGGCCCCGUACUAUACAUUUCUAGCAUAAAACCUUCGGGUCCUCAACAUUUCUGGGUUCACACUGCUGGCAACAACACGAAUAAGUGGAGGACGCCUCGGGAAAACAUCUGGAGGCUGCAGCUGAAGCCCCCCUGCCCUCUCCUCACUUUACCUUACUGUCUUACUCCUGAGGUAGUGACUGUGCAGUGAUCUGCUCCAGACCCUGUCUCCCUUUUUAGAGGUCGCUUUCUCCUCUGUCGCUUCUUAUCAUGAACGGGGUUAUCGGCGAUACAGCUGCUGAUUCAAGGUUAGCCGAGCAUCUGGUGUGCCAAAACUGUACGCUUCAAACAACACCCAAAAUAAGGAAAAAGCAGCAAAAGAAUAUUGAUUGAAUGCGUGAUUUCUGAGGUCAGUCUGCAGGAAACAUGGUGUCACAGUAAGGACUUUAAGAGAAGCUGAGGCUAACAAAGUAUUCUUCUGGUUUUAUCUGUUACUUUGGAGAAAGAAAAUACUUUUUCCUGACUUCUAGGUCCGUGUAGGUAGAGUGGAGCGCACACAGGAACUCCUGGCUGUUACUUAUGAACUCUGAAUGAUGAUGAAACACCGUCUGUGUUCUGACCUGCAUGUGUUUCCUAUAGAGUGGUGCAGGGAUGUCUGUGUUGGACCCUGAAGGCAGCAUCUCACUGGUCCAAUGGGAUUUAUCCGUGUGAUUUUGGAUUAUUGCAGAAUAAAAUAUGAACACCACUUUAUGAUUUGUGAAAGUAACAAGCUAAUGUUGGGCUAUAAAGGAACUACGGCACGGUCACAUGACUUCACCUCACCACCGCUAAGCUAAAGGUGGCUAAUGUUGGGCUAUAAAGGAACUACGGCACGGUCACAUGACUUCACGUCACCACCGCUAAGCUAAAGGUGGCUAAUGUUGGGCUAUAAAGGAACUACAGCACGGCCACAUGACUUCACGUCACCACCGCUAAGCUAAAGGUGGCUGAUGUUGGGCUAUAAAGGAACUACAGCACGGUCACAUGACUUCACGUCACCACCGCUAAGCUAAAGGAGGCUAAUGUUGGCCGUGGUGACAUUUAGUCUUCUCAUUUAGACACUUGUUUGCAGCCCUCGUUAAUAAAUCCACCAGUGGGGAUUAAACCAAAAAACCAGGAAGUGCUAAACUGCUGAGUCAUGUCAGGGUUCAGGACUCAUUCCUGCACCACUCUAUCAACAAUAAUGAUUAUUUUCAGUAUCGAAUAACCUGCUUUUUAUUGAUCAAUUUCUCUAUAAAAGAUCAGAAUACAAAGAAAGAAGUCACAAAUAUUCAGUUUGUGAUCCGAUCAAGAAGAGCAUAACAUUUCUCACAUUUGAGACGCUUUAAUGAAUCCAUUUUGGCAUUAAUUGAUUUAGCCUCCCAUCUCCAGCAGCUUAAUACACAACACUAUUCCAUCAUGCUGAUUUCUGCCCAUUUGUAAAUAGAGCAUUAAACUUCCAAGAGGAAUCUUUUAUUAGAAUAAUAUUUUUAACGUUUCUACGUAACCACCCUACCGAAUAAUAAUGGACCUGUGAUGGAGCUGCUGAGCACACUAGAGCUGGGUCCCUUUUUUUACUCCAAACGUUGAAUUAAAAGCAGCAUUUUUACAAAUUUCUCUGAUCAGCAUUAUUAUAACACUGACCAAUGUCCCACCCGACAUCGCUGUCUCCUAAUGUUUGCAAAAAUAAAUGUGAUUUUUUUAAAA
Eleginops maclovinus (Patagonian blennie) is the source of this 4166-nucleotide messenger RNA. RefSeq names its product transcription factor CP2 (gene tfcp2). Gene Ontology annotation, molecular function: RNA polymerase II cis-regulatory region sequence-specific DNA binding; DNA-binding transcription activator activity, RNA polymerase II-specific. The record is from RefSeq and is a predicted model, not a curated record. Gene Ontology annotation, biological process: regulation of transcription by RNA polymerase II. Gene Ontology annotation, cellular component: nucleus. Lineage: Eukaryota; Metazoa; Chordata; Actinopteri; Perciformes; Eleginopidae.